Messenger RNA from Durio zibethinus, 2757 nucleotides. Its product is annotated as general transcription and DNA repair factor IIH helicase/translocase subunit XPB1-like. Gene Ontology annotation, molecular function: hydrolase activity; ATP binding; DNA binding. The record is from RefSeq and is a predicted model, not a curated record. Lineage: Eukaryota; Viridiplantae; Streptophyta; Magnoliopsida; Malvales; Malvaceae. Gene Ontology annotation, cellular component: transcription factor TFIIH holo complex; transcription preinitiation complex; nucleotide-excision repair factor 3 complex. Gene Ontology annotation, biological process: nucleotide-excision repair; transcription initiation at RNA polymerase II promoter.
UGGAGAUUACCGGUGGAUUCGAGGCGGUUGGCCUAUAAAAGGAUUCGGCUUUUCUGAAAUGACUUCUUAGCAUUUCAUAGAGUAAUUCUCUUACCAGGCAACGGAAGUACUGAAAAAACAAGAAGUAGAAAACGUUUCAUCUCUUGGACUCAAACCAGAAAAGAAACCUUUAACACAGAUAAAAGCAAAGAUGGGACAUGGCGAAAGGGGUCGACCUAGCAAGAAGCUUAAAUUUGCUGUCAAGGAUGAUCACAGGAGCUCAGCUGUUGAAGAUGAAUAUUCCUUUUUUCCGGAUGAAGGCGAUGACGAUUCUCGUGAUGGUGAAAAAGAAGGAAAGAAGAGAGAUUUUAGCAAAUUAGAACUGAAACUCGAUCAUGAUAAUCGGCCAUUAUGGGCUUGUGCUGAUGGGCGUAUAUUCUUGGAGACAUUCUCUCCUUUAUACAAGCAAGCUUACGAUUUUCUCAUUGCUAUAGCUGAACCUGUUUGCAGGCCAGAGUCAAUGCACGAGUACAAUCUAACACCGCAUUCCUUGUAUGCUGCGGUAUCUGUGGGUUUGGAAACGGAAACUAUUAUCGCUGUGUUGAAUAAAUUGUCCAAGACUAAGCUUCCUAAAGAAAUGAUUGAUUUCAUACAUGCUUCUACUGCUAAUUAUGGCAAAGUGAAGCUUGUGCUUAAGAAGAAUCGUUACCUUAUUGAAUCCCCAUUUCCGGAGGUACUAAAGAAACUGCUUCGAGAUGAGGUUAUAGCUCGAGCAAGGAUUGUUUCUGAGAGUGCACAUGGAAGUGAUGGAUUUACAAUCAGCAAAACUGCGGGUGAAAUUGAAACUGGCCAUGAUGGUUUGCUUAAUGAAGCAGAACUGGCAGCUGCUGCUGAAGAGAAAGAAACCCACGCAUUUGAAAUUGACCCUUCUCAGGUUGAAAAUGUAAAGCAACGAUGCUUGCCAAAUGCUUUAAAUUAUCCAAUGUUAGAGGAGUAUGAUUUCAGAAAUGACACUGUCAAUCCUGACCUUGACAUGGAACUGAAGCCUCAUGCACAGCCACGACCAUACCAGGAAAAGAGUCUUAGUAAAAUGUUUGGAAAUGGUAGAGCAAGAUCUGGCAUUAUUGUGCUACCUUGUGGUGCUGGAAAGUCUCUAGUUGGUGUUUCUGCAGCAAGCCGAAUAAAGAAGAGUUGUCUUUGUUUGGCAACAAAUGCAGUUUCAGUGGAUCAAUGGGCCUUUCAGUUUAAGCUCUGGUCAACCAUACGGGAUGAUCAAAUUUGUCGUUUUACAUCUGACAGCAAAGAGAGAUUCCGUGGCAGUGCUGGAGUGGUUGUGACAACAUAUAAUAUGGUUGCUUUUGGUGGUAAGCGGUCUGAAGAAUCUGAAAAGAUUAUUGAAGAGAUAAGAAACAGAGAAUGGGGACUGCUGCUCAUGGAUGAGGUGCAUGUUGUCCCUGCUCACAUGUUUAGGAAAGUCAUCAGUCUCACCAAAUCCCACUGCAAACUGGGGCUUACUGCCACACUUGUGAGAGAGGAUGAAAGAAUUACAGAUUUGAACUUUCUUAUUGGUCCCAAAUUAUAUGAAGCAAAUUGGCUGGAUCUAGUAAAAGGAGGGUUUAUAGCAAAUGUACAGUGUGCUGAAGUAUGGUGCCCGAUGACAAAGGAGUUUUUUGCUGAAUAUUUGAAGAAAGAAAAUUCCAAGAAGAAACAGGCACUUUAUGUGAUGAAUCCUAAUAAGUUCAGGGCGUGUGAAUUUCUCAUACGGUUCCAUGAACAGGAGCGUGGUGAUAAGAUAAUUGUCUUUGCCGACAAUCUUUUUGCACUGACAGAGUAUGCAAUGAAACUGCGCAAGCCUAUGAUCUAUGGUGCUACCAGCCAUCUCGAGAGGACAAAAAUUCUCCAGGCAUUCAAAACUAGUCGUGAUGUUAACACUAUUUUCCUCUCAAAGGUCGGUGAUAAUUCAAUAGAUAUUCCUGAGGCAAAUGUGAUAAUUCAGAUUUCAUCACAUGCUGGUUCGAGACGUCAAGAAGCCCAGCGAUUGGGACGUAUUCUUAGGGCAAAGGGUAAACUUGAAGAUAGGAUGGCAGGUGGUAAAGAGGAGUAUAAUGCUUUUUUCUAUUCCCUUGUCUCUACGGAUACACAGGAAAUGUACUACUCAACUAAAAGGCAGCAGUUUCUAAUUGAUCAAGGUUAUAGCUUUAAGGUGAUAACAAGCUUGCCUCCUCCUGAUGCUGGUGCUGACUUGAGUUACUUCCAUCUUGACGACCAAUUGGCCCUUCUAGGAAAGGUCUUGGCUGCUGGUGAUGAUGCAGUUGGUUUAGAGCAGUUAGAAGAAGACGCGGAUGAUAUAGCCCUUCACAAAGCCCGCCGUUCUAUGGGAUCCAUGAGUGCAAUGUCAGGUGCAAAUGGAAUGGUCUACAUGGAAUACAGCACUGGAAAGCAUAAACUUAUUGGGCAGGGGCAGAAUAAGAGUAAGCCUAAGGAUCCAUCCAAGCGGCAUCAUUUGUUCAGGAAACGCUAUGGUUGAGAUGAAAACCAAGUCAUAUUCCGAAUGAUGAUUGUUUUAUACCAUCUACGAAGGUAAAAGAAGUAGAAGGAAGAGCAGGUGAUUUCUUCAGGACUUCAAUAAAUUGCUAAUAACUUUUACGAAAUUAGCUAAUUGCUUGGAAGUACAUAACUAUACUCUGUAUCUGCGUAUGCAUUGCGGUGCCUUAGUGUAUGAACAAACCCUGCGAAUGAGCUAAAUGUUAUAUCACGUAUUUCUAAAUUUUUGUAGCA